UUUUCUGAGUCAGACUGCAGAGAAAAAACAAUAGAAUGUGCUGAAACAGAUUUUGAGUAAUUAGAUGAUGAGACAAAACAGAUCCACUCCCUGGUUUAAAAAGUCGCAGCCAGGACAGAUUCUGGAACAUUUCUCUGCUAAUGGCGCCAAGGCUAACUAGUCACCUCCUUUGCCUUGUGAUACUAUCUCAGCUAGCACAUCCUUCAGAUGAGGCGUCGCUGCCGGAUAAAACAUCUGCUCCCAGAGUAGACGUGCAUCCACAUGAGGGACAUGAGACGGGAUACAACCGUGAUGACUCCCCUUGUCAGAUUAUAUCUGUCACUGAAGACCCCGUGACCCCACCUGCCCCAGCCACCACCGACCAACCCGAUGAGACCACAGACCAGGAUGCCCGGCCUCUCGGUCCUCCUCAUCCCCCAUUGGUCCCGUACCGGACUGUCAUCCCCUGGAGGCCCAACGUCGGAGGAGGAUGGGCGAGUGCCAACGGUUUCCCCCGCUCCCCAGCGUGGUUCUUCGGGCCGCAGGGGAACGCUCGCUUCCAUCCUGCCGCGUUCCCGCUGCCGGGGAACGCUCGCUUCCAUCCUGCCGCGUUCCCGCUGCCGGGGAACGCUCGCUUCCAUCCUGCCGCGUUCCCGCUGCCGGGGAACGCUCACUUCCAUCCUGCCGCGUUCCCGCUGCCGGGGAACGUUCGCUUCCCCAUCAGCAGUUUCCUCGGGGGCUAUGACCCCCGUCUGGGACAACGGCCCUCCGGUCGGCCUUACUGGCCCCAGGGUCUAGGUCUGGCGCGGCGACGCAAUUCGUCUGAGGAAAUCUACGGAUGAACGUGGGACGGAGCGUAAAAACUAGUUCAGAUUAUCCACAGUUGCGCAUAAAACGAGGCGUUUAGGGUUUACUGGAAAGCAAUUUUAGGAUUUUACCAUCACUGAUGGUGAACACAUCUGUCCCGAUAGGUGGGUUGGGCUUGUUAACAGGCAACGUUGAUACUCGAAAAUAAACAAUCAAAUACAAAAUAUAUGCAGUUUCUUUUUUCUCUUCACCUGUUGAGAGUUCAACCAUUUCACUCACCAUAUUUAACACUUCUUGCUCUCAAAGCAGGUCGAAACUAGAGUCAAUAUCAAAACUUUCAUCAAAACCACAAUGGGUGUUGAUGAAAGCAAUCAUUAGUGACAAGUUAGUACGGAUCGCCUCUUACCUGUGUCGACACAAGCCUCUUGUGGUCAUCCUCUCGUGGUCUCUGCAGUCUAGAGGAGAAACACUCGAAGUGUCUGGCUGGAUAAACCACAGAGCUGAAUUUAUGGCUGUGGGCUAAAUGUGUUUUUUCUUUUAUGUACGUAGUACGUUUUUCCUGCCACAGAGCGUUGUCUUAGUUGAACUCCAAUAAAGAUUCUCCAUCAAAAUAUUUUCUUACUAGUGCACUGGGCUUUGUUCAUAACAUCAACAGCUUGAAGUCUUUAACUGGCUGGGGAGAUGAAAGGUGCUCUUAAGCAUAACCGAUAUCGAGUCAGAUCGGUGAUUCCUCAAAAGGACUCCGGCCACCACGCGAGCUCUCACAACAGAACGACAGCUAGGAGUGAUGCAGAUGUCAGUAGUUUAUUGUAUGUCAAGUCCAACACAUUCAAAUGGGAAAGUAACAAAUAAACAAAACAGAUGCAGCUGCACUAGUCUUGUUUCCCUACUAGCAACAAGUAGAGGAGGGACAAGGGAGUGGUAGAGAGAGGAAGAGGACGGUAGAGAGAGGAAGAGGAGGGUAGGGAGGAAGAGGAGGGUAGAGAGAGGAAGAGGAGGGUAGAGAGAGGAAGAGGAGGGUAGAGAGGAAGAGGAGGGUAGAGAGAGGAAGAGGAGGGUAGAGAGAGGAAGAGGAGGGUAGAGAGAGGACUAGGAGGGUAGAGAGAGGAAGAGGAGGGUAGACAGGAGAAAGAUGAGGACUUCUUACUAACAGCUACUGAAGCUGAGAGGAGCUUCUUCAGAGACAAAAGAGGACUGGAAUGAUUCAUCUGAAAUCCACUCUACUGCUUUUUCAACCAUGAAAAGAAAAAGAUAUGAUAGCCAAUGUUCUUUAGAGGGCCUUUGACAAUUGGGAGGGUUAGGGUCACUGAAAUGUUUAGCAAAAAAACACAAAAUCUAUCUGCUCACAUUAAACAUCUUUGACACCAUUGUGACUUUAGUUUUUGCUCUGACUUCAGCAUAAUGAGAUUUUCCUCAAUUCUUGUUUUCCCAUCAACCGUUGUUGAAAAUUGUAAAAGGUAAAAUUGCAGUUUUGUUUAUUUUAAGCACCCUUUCAGGCGCUUUUAAGCCGUAACCAUGGCAGGCCGUAACCAUGGCGGGCUGUAACCACGGUGACCGUAGCAUACAGGCAACUGUGAAAUAUGUCCGUUUGAGAAACAACCGUAGACUACCCUGAACCCACAUCACUCUGCAGAACCACAAACACUGAUGUUCCAGACCAGGUCCGUCUGACUGGAGGACUCAGCUGUGGGACAUGGGGGAGGUGGAGGGGAGAGGUGGAAGUGUUACAGACCGCCACGCUGUCCCACAGCCAAAGACACAAAGGACUGCCUCACAGCUGUUCUCCGCUCCUGCCGGCUGAACAACAUUUCAGCAGAGCGACUGGGAGGUGCUGCCAGGACUAGACGGGUUUCUAAAGAAUCCUACGAAAUCCCACCCUGUUGAGUUUUGACAUGGUGAGGAACUGGGGGAGGAGUUCAUACCCUGACAGUCCCAGACACAAGGACAGUUUAGCGUUUCUAGAAAAAAAAGUCCCAUCAGAUGUCUUCCUGUUCUGGUGAAGGACAAGACCCACUGGAAACACACAUCUCCAUCUUGUCUUCUCAGAGAGCACAGGAGGAGAAAACAACAUUUCAGUCUUUAGAGAAGUACCAACACUCUUAUUGUGGCUUGUCUGGAACCAGCAAAGUGAUUAAAUGUGUUCGCUAUAAUGCAGCAAAACAGAUGUAGCGGUGUUGUUUUCGAACACACAGAAAAAGCGUGGAUGAACUGCAGAGCGUGGAUGGGAGUUGUAGUUUUUUGUUGUCACAGAACAGAUAGCAGAGGUGCCCCUCCGCACCCUUGAAGUCUCAUACAAAAUGGCUGUCAAGAAAAUUAAAGUUUGUUGUUGAGGACAGAGAAAGCGAUCCUGCCUGGAGCCACCUGGUGGGCUUCAACAUCCCACGGUCCAGCACAGUCACAACAAAGUCCAAGGUUUCCCUGUCCGUCACAACCACAUACCAUCUCAUCAAUACUGGAGACUUGGAACUGAACCUAGGAUUCACCUCCAAACUGACUUGGCAGUUCCAACGAACCAAAACAUUUACCAUUUACAUGUAAACUGUACCGCAUUAUCCAUGACCCCAUCCUGUUUUCACCUCUACACCUUUUGAGCGUCUAAAAAAUUACCCCUCGUCUCAGCUCCCCAAACAGCAGAUACUAUAAUCAAAUGUACAAAAUAACUGACAGCAAGUUCUCGUAGGUACAGUAGGUCUGAACAGUUUGUAAACCACUGGUUGUGUGGUGGGGGUUCUGUGUGAUGAACGUUCUACAAGUUGCUUUUAGCAUUCAGACAAAAAGGUUCAAAACUUCUCAGUUAUGGAAAAGUAAGGGAGCCCACGAACCCUCGACUCGCAGACGCAAAGUUGGAAAAGAGCAAACCGAAGGCACCAUCAUGCUUUUUUAUAUCAAGUUGAAAAGAAAAACUAAAAACCAAAACCGAACAUACAGUAAACUAUGAUUUGUACAUUUAUUCUGUUCCAGGUUCAGAUGGUGUUGGAGGAGGAGCCUUCCCAGGAUCAUGGCAUCACAGAUGGAGCAGAAGAGAGAAACAAUAAACAUCAACAAAGAAAGAGAAGA
Messenger RNA from Hypomesus transpacificus, 3843 nucleotides. RefSeq names its product protein diaphanous homolog 1-like. The transcript has 3 exons. Bases 141 to 821 code for a protein of 226 amino acids. NCBI's taxonomy places the organism in Eukaryota, Metazoa, Chordata, Actinopteri, Osmeriformes, Osmeridae. The record is from RefSeq and is a predicted model, not a curated record.